UUGUUUUUGUGUGUCUGCUCACUUUAUCUUUAAAUCUUUAACUGAUUUCUCUAUAUCACAAUAAAAAAAACAUACAUGCAUUUACUGACAUAUAAAAGGCAUUAGAACAACUAGAGGGUCAUAAACAAUUCAUGUUCUGAUCAUUUCAGGCAAAAAUUUAAAAAAAAGUUAUUUCAGAUCAAACCAACGUCCCGAGGAAGAGCUUUUCAGUAGCCUUCAUUGGAGUGUAAACUGUGUGUGUACGACAUGUUGAGCCAAAUCUAAAGGUGCAGGCAAAGCCAACAAGAGAAUUACGUUCUACUAUCAAACACAAAGGUCAAACCCAUUGCACUCCCCCUGAGCAGAUCAUCACUGUGCCUGCCAUCUUCCUCCUUACAGACAUUUCAUCCCCGUGACUCAUGCUUGACCUCAUACCCUGUCACCAGGCCUCCCUGUUUGCAUUCAGCCCUGGGCUUUGAUGAAGCUGAGAACAUAAAGGGCUGUGAGCAACUCGCUCCUGCAUCCAAAGAGACGGGAAGAAGGGAACAGGGAAGAAGGAAACGAGGAAGGAAGCGGAUGUUUUGUGUUAAAUUAAAGUCAAAUAAAGACCCGAUUGAGAUGUUGCUCAGCAGAAACAGGGGAAAAGCUCAAAGAUGUUGAUGAGCUCAUUUGUGAACCUGCUGUUAUGAGGGUGACCUCUGGAGGACCAGAGAGGAAAAGGGUGUGUGGAGAAGCCUCAGGCGGAAAAAAAUAAAAAGCACAGCAUGCAGGCGAGAGUGUGAACGGAUCCAACUCAAGCCUAAAAUUAAAAUCAGCGUGCAACUCGAUAUGACGUGAAGAGAACUGCUUUGUUGACAAUCAAGGCGAUGUUAAGCAACCUUGACGUGUUUGCGUCAGAGCAGAGCGCGGUUCUGGUGUGAUUCGCGUCCAACUUGUACAUCUUUUUUUUUUUUUUUUUCCCAGGAACAAACCGUCUGCAGUGUGUACUCCAUCAGGCUCGGUUUCUGUCACUCAGACAGCCUCACUCUGAAGCUGCCAGGGUCACUUUCCGUCUCGUGGUGCACAUGAAUGAAAACAUGCCAGACAUCAAAUCUGAACGACAUGUUCUGCUCUAAAUCCUCCAGGUAUGGCAUCGCAGCAGAACCUGCAGGCCGGUCUCCAGCUGCGAUUUCCACCCACAAGUUUACUCAAACUUCAACUUAAAAGAUUGAUUUUUAUUUUUUUUAAUAUAUAUGUAUAUAUAUUUUAUUUUAUUUAUUUUUUUCUCCCACAUUUCAGUGACUAUUGUGUGGGAAGCAUAAGAACAUGUGCAACCCCUCAUUGAUGUUUCAGUUUCACACACGGCCACCUGCACUCUGAACACUCUUCACGUAGCAUUAAUUUACAUCACAACUGCAAAUUAGUUUGAUUCAUUACACAGACUCUGCGGCAUUAAAGUUAAUUAGGAGCAGCAAACAAAGCCAGGCAACAAUAAAAACAGACACUGAAAAUCGUUGUGACAGACAGAAAAGGAGUCUGAUUGAUAACCGGUCAGAUUCUGUCAGGGUGCCCGGAUCAUGUGGACGUGGAUGCAGAUAUCCAGCGCUCUCUCUCUCUCUCUCUCUUUCCUCUUCCAAUCGACGUGCCUCUGUCACUGACUGCAUAACUUGUAAAAGAUGUGCUCAAUAAUGCAUGGUCAGACUAGACAGAAGCAGUCUGAUGGAAAACCUUACCUCAACAACAAAACUAGAGGUCCGGCUGCAACCUGCGGGUCAGUUGCACGUGUGUGUCUGCUUGGUCCAAAAUGACCAACGCAAGCAAAAAUGCUGGCAGUACCGAGGUGCUCUCUGUUGCGGCGCUUGGCUGUGCCACUACGGGAAACGCAACGACUUAAACACCAUGGGUUACACCGGGACGGGACGCGACUGCUAGCCGGGGAAAGUCGCUCUCUCGCGGCCUGCAGCCGCGCCGACAGCCGCUCUCAGCACACAGCACCGGAGGCUUCCGUGGAGGUGGACCUAAAGCGGCUAGAGGGACAGGACGAGGGAAUAGUGGAGGUGCUGAUGUGCCGACACAGAGCAAGGAACGCUCUCGGUCACACGUUUGUGUCACAGAUGAGGGAGCUGGUGUCCACUCUGUCCCAUGACUCAGCGGUUCGUGUAGUGAUCUUCAGGAGUUUGGUGCCGGGGGUCUUCUGUGCAGGUGCCGACCUGAAAGAACGAGCGUUGAUGGACAACUCCGAGUCCGAUCUGUUUGUCCACAGCCUGCGCUCCCUCAUGACUCAAAUAGCGAUAUUACCCACGCCCACCAUCGCAGCGAUGGACGGCGUCGCCCUGGGAGGUGGACUGGAGCUCGCGCUGGCCUGCGACCUGCGCACUGCCUCAACUUCCGCCCAGAUGGGUCUGAUUGAGACGACGCGAGGGCUGCUCCCGGGGGCGGGGGGCAGUCAGCGGCUGCCACGGAUGGUCGGCGUCACUCUGGCCAAGGAGCUCAUAUUCACAGGUAGGCGUGUGGGAGGGCAGGCCGCUCUCGAGUUGGGGCUUGUAAACAGAGCCGUAGAACAGAACCAGAGCGGAGAUGCUGCCUACAAAGAGGCUCUGACCCUGGCCAGAGAGAUACUACCCCAGGCUCCUUUUGCUGUGCGGAUGGCCAAAGAAGCAAUAAAUAGAGGCGUUGAGGUUGACAUUGGGUCAGCAAUGGCGAUAGAGAGGUUGUGUUACGCCAGGGUCAUUCCCACACGGGACCGACGGGAAGGCAUGGCGGCAUUCAUCGAGAAGAGACCGCCACGUUACACCGGGGAAUGAAAGCGCUCCACCGGUUAACCAACAUGAAGUUGAAGAAAGAUAAUUUAUAAAACACUGUUUGCAAAGAAUUUUAAUUUAUUUUUUUUCCCCCAAACCCAACAAUGCAUUUAAAGUUCUUGGUCAGUGAGGGCUGCAAAAUAUUUUUUUUACUUAGUUGACCCAAAGUUCAGAAGGAGAUAUUGUAGUAGAAUACGAGUGGGUGGGUUCUGCUGAUCUAAUAUAUUGUCGUUAUCGAUCAUAAGUAGAUAAUUUAACUUGAUUUUUGAGUUUCGUAAAAGCAGAAGCAUAUGCUUUGAUUAGUUGGAGAUAUUUUAUUUUGUGCAAAAAUAUCUUCUCUAUUGAGGAACCAGCAGCUCUUUUUUUGUGUGUUUAGAAAAAUAAAAUAAAUGAAAAUGUUGAAAACUACUAA
Gambusia affinis (western mosquitofish) is the source of this 3171-nucleotide messenger RNA. RefSeq names its product enoyl CoA hydratase domain containing 2 (gene echdc2). The record is from RefSeq and is a predicted model, not a curated record. Gene Ontology annotation, molecular function: enoyl-CoA hydratase activity. The transcript is spliced from 12 exons. Lineage: Eukaryota; Metazoa; Chordata; Actinopteri; Cyprinodontiformes; Poeciliidae. Gene Ontology annotation, biological process: fatty acid beta-oxidation. Bases 1782 to 2762 code for a protein of 326 amino acids. Gene Ontology annotation, cellular component: mitochondrion.